Molecule: messenger RNA, 1376 nt
Organism: Hymenoscyphus albidus
Lineage: Eukaryota; Fungi; Ascomycota; Leotiomycetes; Helotiales; Helotiaceae
Source: the annotation of a GenBank genome assembly
UCUUAAUUUACUAGUUCUUUAAAUUCAAUUUUCCCUCUGGAUGAUUCAUAGGCGAGUAAUCAUUUUGAAAUUACACUUUGUUCCCAAAGUCAAGCCGGGCAAGCUCGUAGCUGGAUCCAGAUCUCUCACUAAUACCAACAUCAACUCAUUUAUCAUCUCACAAUAUGUAUUUCCUCACAACCAUAAAAGCAAGAGCCAUCUCAUUGGGUCUCCUCCCAAAAAGUCACAAAAAACGUCCUAAAUCAGAACCCAACGUUCUCCCCCCUUUAAUUCCAACCGAGCUACCCCACAUUCUACCCGAGCACUCAUUCGCGCUCUCCGAUCAAGGCUGGACAAAACUCACAUUAGACCAACCCGUCGAUCCACUUCAGACCACCUCGCAAGCACUCUUGCAAGCCAGUAAGGCGUUUUUCGACUUACCAGCCGAGAAGAAGCACGAAUUCAAAACUCGCGCGGGGACGGAGGAGGGGUGGAACCAUGUCCCUGGGGAGAAAGAGUUUAUUACUUUAAGGAGUUUAGAGAGGGUUCCCGUAGAGUUGAGGAAUGCGGCGAGUGAUUUUUGGGACGUUGCGGGGGUUCUGUUGGAUGAUUUGGUGAGGAGGGUAGCUGAGAGUUUGGGAUUACCGCCUGAUGCUUUGGGGGUAUAUUCGGAGCCUUGUAGGAAGUUGGGGGUUGAGAAGACUGCGAAUUUGCUGAGGUUAUUUUGGUAUGAGAGUAGCUCGAAUGAAACUGAGAUGAGGACUGUUGCUGAAGGUAAGUUGCCAUAUCGCGUACACAUGGGGUGUGACUUUUGAAUUUUGACGAAGAAAUGGCUAAAUUGCAAUCCAGCACAUCGAGAUUUAGGUCUUAUCUCUCUCGUCAUCGGCGAUACCCCCGGUCUCGAGGUCUGGAACCGAACCUCCCAGUACUGGUUCCCGAUCGAGAAAUCCUUCCCCGAACCGGCAGGCAGCUUAAUAAUCGGACGACAACUCGAGCGACUUUCAAACUCCCGCUACCAAUCUGGUGGUCACCGAGUCGUCUCGUAUCCAAAUCCCAAUCUAGAUCCACAGUCAAGUAUAACGCCACGGUAUCGCUACUCUAUUGUUUUUGUCUUGCUAGCGCAUGAACCGGUUCCGGUGAAUACUGAUCAACUUACUACGAAAAUCACCGGACCUUUUGCAAAUCCGGUGAGUGGGACGGCUGGGAAGCUGUAUAGGGAGAUUCAUCGGGCGCAUUUUAAUAUUAAUACGGCGAUUGAGGAGAGGAAUAGGCAGAGGGAGGUAUUGGCUGCUAGGAAGGAGAUGGAGGAGCAGGCGAACUUGAAGGCGUAGUGUGGCUCUCUAAUCAGAUGUGGAAUCCAACUUCAAAAAUGAGUUUUAGAAUGGGGUACCUGGUAG